This is a messenger RNA of Asterias rubens (European starfish), 3510 nucleotides long. RefSeq names its product calcium-responsive transcription factor-like. The record is from RefSeq and is a predicted model, not a curated record. The coding region runs from base 202 to 2607 and encodes 801 amino acids. NCBI's taxonomy places the organism in Eukaryota, Metazoa, Echinodermata, Asteroidea, Forcipulatida, Asteriidae. Gene Ontology annotation, cellular component: nucleus. Gene Ontology annotation, molecular function: DNA-binding transcription factor activity, RNA polymerase II-specific; RNA polymerase II cis-regulatory region sequence-specific DNA binding. The transcript has 12 exons. Gene Ontology annotation, biological process: regulation of transcription by RNA polymerase II.
UUAAAUUUAUACACGACAGAUCUCCAGCUUGUGAACUAACACAAGAGUACGCAUUCAGGUCGAAUUUACCAUGCAAAUAAGUUUAGAUUAAGCAAGAAACUGUUGAUUUUAUUGCUGUGUUAAAAGAGUCUUUGUCAGAAGAAAAAUGGCGUUGUACCAAAAGGAGACUAUAAGUCUUAGGUACCCCAUACCUGAGUCACCAUGGCAGCCACUAAGACAGAUGACAUACACUGUGUGGCUGUUGAGAUUAUUGAACAAGAAGACCAAAGUACACAGCAAGAAGAUACGUCCUACCAGGCAGGAAGGGUCAAGGGUCAUUUGGAGGUCAAAGGGAUUUUACCGACAGCAACAGGGAUCAGAACCAGGGACAGAAAGGCUGCUCCAACCAAGCGGACGGGACAAGCAACCAAAAUCACUGGGAUUGCCACGGCAAAAAUAGGAAUCAUACCUUUAGCAAAAAAGACCAUUCCGACAAAAGUAGAGGUGAAAGAGGUCAUUGUGCCAGUCACAGAUGAAGUUAGAGAUGCAUCUACAGGGUCUGCAAGUAGUAAUGGGAAUGUAGAAUCACAAGAAACCACAACUCGCCAAACAGAUUCAAAUGACAAAGAAGAGGCCUCCUCUAAGAAUAACUGGACUUCAUCAACGAGGGUGAUAGAAAUUUCAGUGAAUGGUGACACAGGAGAGAAGUUCUUUCAGAUCGUUAUUGAUCAGCCAACAUCAGCAUCUCAAUCAAGAAAUGAAGAGUCAAUGGCAGCAUCUUCAAGUCAGUCAGGAAGUGGAAGUGCAGAGGAAUCCUUUAAGGCAUCAGCUGCCAUCUUAGAUGCCGUCAAUUUGGCCUCAGUAAGACCCAUUAAAGAGGAACCUGUGAGAGAACUGCGAGAGUAUCCACUGAACUGCCCUACAUGGGCCACUAAACUGAAACAAUGUGAGGAAAUUGGCAAUUCCUACCGGGGCUAUGUGGAGAGUGAGGCGGAGCUGGACGUCUUGUUGACCUUUCACAGACAACAGACUGGAACAACAUGGGGUACUAGGCAGUCUCCGAGUGCUGCUAAGGAGUCGAAACGACUGAUGUGGAAGUCUAACUAUGUGCCUUAUGAUGGAAUGCCCUUCCUGAAUCUCGGGAGCCGUGCUAUUGUGAUGGAAUGUCAGUAUGGUCCAAGGCGGAAAGGGGGUCCCCUGAAAAGAUCUAUCACCAACAAGAAAGCUGCAAAGGGAUCCUGCACUUGCCCAGCAAGGAUCUACGUGAAGAAAGUGAGAAAGUUUCCUGACUUUCAGGUGGACACAUCUCCCGAGAUUGACAAGAUGACCGUAAAGCGAAACAUGGAUAAAGUGUUUCAGAUCAUGAAGGAGGUCGGUGUAGACGAAAUCCCUGGAGUGGAAAGAUAUUACGUUCAGCUGCCAACCAGCAAGGCGCACGAGUAUCACAUGACACCCGACUACCCAAUCAGUCAGGAGCCACUGUGCAUGGACUCAAGCAAAGAGGCGAGGCUGCACCCUGAACUCAGCGACAAGAUUCGGGAGUUGGUUGCCAAUGGGGAGAUUAAUGCAUAUACCAUAAGACAAGUAUUACGAGCUCAGGUGACGCAGACAAUGUUCGCUGUUGGCAAGGUUCCGGAGCGUCGAAACCUUUACUUCUUCCCGACCAUCAUUGAUAUUAAGAAUCAUGUCCUCCUUGCAAUCAGCGCCAUUGAAAAAGGUGAACUGGAGGCAGUUGUUCCAGUAACAAUCACAGAUGCACGAGCCAUAACGGAGCCCCCACCCUCAUCCAUGACUCCUGCAAACAUCCACUCAUUCAAUAGUCAACUGUGGGAGUCCUCAGAGGAGCAGGAUAACAGCACUGAGAUGAAACCAGCCUCAUCAAAACGCCAGAUGUGGCCGACAGAUUCCAGCCGGCCACAAACCCAUUCAGUCACUGUCACUCUGACGCAGAAUCCUGAGGAGGGAGGAAGCUUUAUAUCGCAAGUAGAGACUCACCUGAGUGACGGCACAACGUACAUAUCAGACUCUCUCAGCCCGGAAACGGCACGGCUUCUCUCUCAGAUCAACCAACAUUGUCAGGAGGUCCAGCAGACCGAGGAAGAUGACCCACUGGAUAUGAAUGAAAUUGUGUCAAAUGAACCUGGAGAUAUCGACCAAUCAGGGAGCUUGUUGCAGGACCAGAAACCCAUCACUGAAGAGAUGAGCCAAUCAGAGACUAUCAUUGAUACCGAGAAGAACGAUCCAACUCUAAGCCAAUCAAGUGCCAUGAUGGGAUUGAGUGAUGACACUUCAUCCGAUGAAGGAAACAACCAAUCAGAGACUCUGUUAGAAACUGGAGGUAGCGGUGCCCAACCAGUGACUUUGUUAGAAACACCAAAUGUGGACAUGAGCAGCUCUGGGGAGCUGCUUGAUGAUGCAGGGGCAAGCAUUGACCAAUCAAAACAUUUGUUAGAUUCAGACCCAAUAGCAACUGACCAACCAGAUCCCUUGUUACAGGAAAGUGAGGAAAUGGGCCAAUCAAACACAGAGUCCAUGGAAGCUGAGGAGUUGCUUCUCAGAACAGCCAAUCAACUCGCAGAUCUUGAAGAAGAUUCUCCAGUGAGGAAGCUUGCCAGAUACGAUGUUUAGCAAAACAUAACCAGGUGCUUUUAUCACUUAAUACUCCAUUUAUUCCAACUUGGUUAAACCUGGUUUUAUUUAUUAUAUCUUUGUAGUUUGUUCACAAGUUUGUGAGCAUGUAAAACGCAAUGACAUCUCAGUAUACGCUUUCAGGUUAUCAGACUAUUUUUGUCUGUUCCAAAGAGAAAACGUCGGAUUCAAAUGAAAUGUAAAAGCUGCAUCACUGUCUAGUUCUCAACCUGGAAUAUCUAGUUGAGCAGAAACAGUUACCAAUCCUCUGCUAACGUUUUGCUUUCCAGAAACACUAAGCAUGAAUAUCAUCUGCUGAGCAGCUCUAUGAUAUAACCCCUGCUUAGUUUAAACUCCAAUCCUAUCAGAAAACUUUGCCAUCUCUUCAAUUUGUGUGGAUAAUUUGGGAGCGUUGUUUGCUCUAUACACUAGCCCUCCAUACUACAUAGACAGCAUCAGUAAUCCUUGUCAUUUUACUCAUUUAGCAAGCACAGUCUGAUUGGCAUGUGUAGGUGUACCAGUGGGAGGGGGGGGGCGAAGCAUGUGCCAAGAUGCUGCCCUGAUCUUUAUGCUCGCACAAUUUUCUUGUGUGCUAGUUGGUCAAUUCAUUUGUGUGCCAUUGGGUAUAGAGGGUGUAUCAUGGACUUGUAUACCAAGUAAUAACACACCAAGAGCACUGCUGCGGGCCUGGAAUUACACACUGGCCACUGAGACCUCCAUGGCCUCCAUUGCCCCCCGGUCUUGGCCUUGGUGCCGCUUCAGAUGUGUCCCAUAGACUUUAAUACUUCACAAUGGAAGUUCCCUUUGCAAAACGGAAAUGGCUGUGCCCUCUUAAAGGCAGUGGACACUAUUUGUAAUGACUUAAAAUAAUCAUUAGCAUAAAACCUUUCUUGGUGACGAGUA